GUCUCUAAAAAUAAGCGUGAUGUUUACGCUACAAAAUAUACGUCCUAUUUCAGAUUGUGUCGUGCAACCAAGUAACAAACGUCAGUCGCGCUAUGCCACGCAUCAGGAGAUCACCGCCUACAUAACUUGACGUUACAUUUCGGAACGCUCCUUUCAAAAUUCGAACGCAUUUGAAUGAAAAAGGCGCGAAAGUAGAAUGUGUCAUAGAUUUAUUUUUCUUGUUUGACGGCCAGUAAUCCUUUGUUUUUUAUUUUGUGUUUCGGACGUUUCGGUUGACAUCGUUUGUUUUAAUGCCAGAAAAUGAUAUUGACCAAGGGAUUUGAUGUUUUUGUUGCCAUUUUCGUAAUUGUUUCAUCGAAAGCCUGUACGGCGUGUUUUAUCGGCAGCGAAUAUGAAAAGUACACAGGCACGACGGGCUCCACUUAUGUUAAGAACUGUGAAUGCAAAGAAGUCGGGUACUCGGUGAAGCAUCUGACGUGGUUGGAUCCGGACGGCAACGCAAUCAAUGGACCAGAUUCGAGCAAUCCAAAUGUAUACACGGAGAUUCAAGAGCACAACGGCACGGGUAUAUUGAGCCUCGUGGUGAGGAGCAUCAGCAAGUCCAUGGCAGGCAACUACACAUGCCAGACGAACUUCGAAGGAAACACGUAUAGCCAGACUUAUAAUAUUGAAGCAUAUGAUAGCCCGUACUUUGUGAAUACGACUGAGGAUCAGAAUAUAAUCAUCGGAGAAGACUCGAUAGUUCGAUGCGAAGUGCGGGGAAUCGCGGAUUACGAGAUGGUUUGGUACCGAAUCACAGACCGAGCGGAUGUGGUUUUGGUCAACGACAUGAAGUACAAGAUAUUGCCUGAACAUGGCCUACUCAUCAGAAAUGUCACUAAAGAGGACGCCGGGUACUACAACUGCACAGUCAAUAACAUUGUCAUAGGGGAUUCUAUACCAAUACGUAUCAAUGUACAGGCGGCGGCAAGGCCAGUAAUAUUCGAACCGAAAUUUAACAUUCCACCUGAGGCAAUAGUUGUCGGCAAUUCAGUGGUUGUGGAGUGCCUUGCGGAAGCCAUACCCUACCCUGAAUAUACCUGGACCAAGAUUACUGAUGAGUUCGGUAAUCCUAUAGAAAAUGCAAACUCGACGUGGACACCAAUGGUUAAUACAAUAAAAUUCGAUAGCAUCAAAAAAGAAGAUGCAGGGACAUACGUAUGCACCGCAGCAAACACUGUGGAUAGUGCAGCUGUAAAAGUUUCCAUUGCUGUCAAAGUGCCGCCAGUAAUAACGUUCCUGGAAAACGUCACCGUCGUGGAAGGCAACGCAGCACAGAUUGCCUGCAAGGCUACCGGAGUUCCUGCCCCUGUACUUCUCAUAGAGACCAGUCUGGACGGAUUGGAGACAGACAAAAGGGUAUCAACAGCAAUCAUGCACCCGACACCGGACACGUCGGAGCUAUAUUUGACAAUUGUGAACGUGUCCAGAUCAUGUGAGGGUAUAUUCAGAUGCAGUGCAGCUAAUGCAGUCACCAACGUUACUCAGGAAAUGUACUUGACCGUCCUGUACGCGCCAUAUUUCCCCGUACAAAACGAGACCAUAUGGGGCUGGCACAACCACACGGUCAACAUCAGCUGCGUCCACGCAAGCAACCCACCAUCCACAAUAGUAUGGAAGUUCCUUGGGAGUGAAAGUCGCGAAACAACGACAGCUGAACACGAUCAAGUCAAUAAACGGCUGCAAGAACUGAGUGACGGCAGUUCAGAACAAUACUUAGCCUUCCAAAUUGACGCUAAUGAGUAUGGGGAGUACGAGUGCACAGCUGUCAAUCCUUAUGGAAAUACUACGAAGAAAAUAUACUUGAGAGAAGCAUUCAAACCGACGGCUAUCAAAAAUAAAACAAUCAUAACCAUGACAGCAACAUCUGUAACGUUCCAAAUCCAUGGCCCGGACUCCGCAGACAACGCCCCCGUACGCGGCUACGUCGCAGAAUACGACCUCGUGGAGAACUACGCCACCACCAGCCACCAUAACAUAAGCUAUUGCGGCGUGGAACGGAACUUUACCAUAGACCGGCUGAAGCCCAACAGGACAUAUUCGAUUAAGUUCGCAGCCCAAAAUGCGGUUGGUGAUGGCGAGUGGUCGGAGCCGUUUGAAUUCAUGACGCCUGAAUCGUCCGCGCCCGAACCGCCGACAGAAGUGUGGGGCAAUCAAGGCAAGCUCAGGUGGAAGGCGCCCGAGCCUAACGGCGAGCCCAUCGACCAUUACAGCGUCGAGUUCUGCCCGUUUGUCGGUGAAGUUGUCAACCACACGCUCUGCCAAAAGGACAACGUGUCAGACACUGCAUUCCCGCUGGGGAAGUUGGAGAGGAACGCUAAAUAUAAGUUCGGAAUAAGUGCACACAACUCUCAAGGCUACUCGGAUUACACGUAUAAGGAGAUAAGGACGCCAGCAAAAAUAUUCGGCGAAGGCCUUCUCUCAGCGGGCGCAGUCAUCGGCAUAUCGGUGGUGGCGGUGGUCCUCUGCCUUCUCGUGUUGGACCUGCUGCUUCUGUGCUGGAGGAAACAGGGCAUGAUCGCAAGCUGCUACUUUAGGAAGAAUAAGAAGAAAGCUGAUAAUAUUAAUUCCCGAGACAAAAAGGGACUACUGGUAACAGAGGGCGAGCGCGCCGAUGACCGGCCCAACAACGGCGGCCACAGGGAGCUGGUGUACAACAAGACAACCGGCGUCAUUACGGGGAAGCACUCCUCUGUGUAGCUUAAAUAUACCACCGAUUCGUGCACGAACAGUUUCGUACGUUAACCUCUAUACUAGCUGCCACAGAACUGUGUUACAACAAUACCACAGGAGUCAUAAUAAACCACCGACAUCGUUCACGAGCAAUUUAGUACAUUGACCCUUAUACAGGUGGCCGGAAAGAACUGAUGUAAGUACGACAAACUCACAGAAAUCAUCACGGGGAAACACUCCCUAGUGUAAGUUUAAUGAACCACCGAUAUCGUGCACGAACAAUUUCGCAUAAUAAUCUAAGUAGGAGCGACCAUAUAUACUGAUGUGACAACGAGACCACAGCAGUCAUCACGGGGAAGCACUCAUCGUUGUGGUGUAGUAUUAAUAAACCACCGACAUCGUUAACAAACAAUUAUGUACAUAUUUUAUUAAUACCUAUACAAUACAAUAAUUCGUUAAACUAAUUCUACGGUAUACACUCACGCUCACGUGUUUUUAGUCACUCGCGCCGCGCGACAGGUUUCGGAGAGCCUACGUCUCCUUUCUCAAACAAAAAAACUAAAUUUUCUUAGUUUAACGUUAUUAUGUCUCACGACAAUUUUAAUUCGACAAAUAUUCUUUAUUGCUCGCUAAUAUCAAAAGAAAUAUGACAUACAAAAACCUAUUUUUAUUUCAUACUAAUCUACUACUUUUAUUGAAACCAACCCCGAAAUCGCGAAAAAUAUAUGCUGUUACACGUUUCGACGAGUCAUAAUUAUGUCGAUAUUUUCUGUGGAACAGUAGAUUUUAUGUUUGUACCAUUACCUACUGUCACACACAACAGAAUCAACCUGUAAUACAUCUGUUGCUGGCUUACAGCAAAAUUGUAUUGCCGUCGCAUAUGCUCGCAUUUUUAUCACGUGUGACCAGUUACGCGCGGUAUACGGAGAUAUGUAAUUGCAGGUUAAUGUAAGAAAUUCUUCGUGCACGGUGGUCACAUUUUAGCAAGUAAAUUGUUGUACCAAAGUUAAAUAUGGUAUAUUUUUUCUUACACAUUUCUUACGACAAUGUGCCACUACCCAAUACAAAUCAAACAUUUAACUUGACUUGUGUUGCAAAGAAUCACAAAAUAUGAUUGUAUGACACAUUUAAAAAGCAGUCGAUAUAAAAUAAAUAAAAUAAG
Molecule: messenger RNA, 3874 nt
Organism: Cydia pomonella (codling moth)
Lineage: Eukaryota; Metazoa; Arthropoda; Insecta; Lepidoptera; Tortricidae
Product: fasciclin-2-like
Exons: 16
Coding region: 301-2739 (812 amino acids)
Cellular component (GO): neuron projection
Molecular function (GO): protein binding
Source: RefSeq, a predicted model, not a curated record